Schistocerca nitens (vagrant locust) is the source of this 2260-nucleotide messenger RNA. Its product is annotated as zinc finger protein 93-like. The record is from RefSeq and is a predicted model, not a curated record. Lineage: Eukaryota; Metazoa; Arthropoda; Insecta; Orthoptera; Acrididae. The transcript has 9 exons. Gene Ontology annotation, molecular function: DNA-binding transcription factor activity; RNA polymerase II cis-regulatory region sequence-specific DNA binding. Gene Ontology annotation, biological process: regulation of transcription by RNA polymerase II. The coding region runs from base 86 to 1444 and encodes 452 amino acids.
UGUCGCUCCAGCUGUCAAACGGUAACAACUUUAACAGCUGUGAGUGUCGCGACUGUUAAUGUUAGACUGUGUGUCAUACUAACAAAUGUACACCGUGGAGAUAGAUAAGCAGAGCCUGACUGCAGUAAUGGACCAUGAAAAAACUAUUUGGAUAAAAGAGGAAACAAGUGAGAUAUCAGGUUCACCAGGUUCCAUUGUCCAGGUAUACCCCUGUAGUGUGAAAAUAAAGGAAGAACCACAGGAGACUGGGAAUCAAGAGUUACUUCAAGAUCCAUUAAAAAUUGAGGCUCCAUUUUACAACACAAAGGAAGAUCCAGGACUGAAAUUGAAUGUGAGUCUCUCUGAACAUAGUUAUCUGGAAGAUCCAUUUAUAGCCUCGGGGUCCACUGAUCAUAUUAAGGAGGAUUCAGUACUAAAUUUAGGAGCAGAAGAAAUUGAGACUUUUAUGUUCAGCCAUCCCGAAUAUGAUCCUCUGGGAGUUAAGAUGGAGGAGGUGGAAGCCUCAACAAGAUAUGCAUCUGAUAGUGCAAGAUUGACUCAGACUACUGGUGGGAGCUGUGGCAUAUCAUGUGGAGAAAUUUAUCACCAAGGGCUGGUCCAGGAUGAUUCGGUGAUAGACAAGGAGAAGUCAACACAUGAGUUUGGUACAGAAAAUGUGACUAUUGACAAGGAAUGCUCAGUUGCCACCCAAUAUGACUGUAGUAAGAGAGAAAAGGAAUUACUUCUAUUUAGCUGUGAUUUCUGCCAACAGAACUUUCCUUCAAAAUACAGACUCAUAAUGCAUGUGUUUAUGCACAUUGAUGGCAUGCAGCCACCUUUGUAUGUUUGUAAGUGGUGUGGUGAGGUAUUUCACAGUAAGGUUAGUUUGAAAACACAUUUGAGAAUGAGAGAGAAUUAUCAUGUCUUAACUGCUGGCCACCAUGAAAAAUAUGACUAUAGUGAUGAGCAUCAAAGCAGUAUCUUCUUGGAUAGUGAGCCAGAAGUUUCUUUUACAGAACACAUUGAACAGUCUUCAUAUGAGGAAACUUGGAAAAUUUCAAAGAAGGCCUCUAAUGACAUGUGUAACAGACACAUGACAAAUGAUGCAGAGAAAACAAGUGCUUAUAGAAUUUUAUCUACAGCUGUUAAUCUCAGUGCCCAGGCUGAUCUAUAUAUUGCAAACAGAACCAACAAAUGUGGUAUUUGUGCCAAAUGGUUUGCAAGGUCAGGCGAUCUGAAGACACAUUUAUUAAUUCACACUGGAAUGAAACCUCACAAAUGUGAGAUUUGUGAGAAAUCUUUUACUUUGUUAGCCAGUCUCAAGAAGCAUUCAUUAAAUCACACUGGAAAGAAACCUCACAAAUGUGAGAUUUGUGGAAAAUGUUUUGUUAGAUCAGAUUGUCUCAAGACUCAUGAAUUAAUUCACACUGGAAAGAAACCUCACAACUGUGAGAUUUGUGGGUAAUCUGUUGCUACGUCAAGCUAUCUUAACAGACAAACAUUAAUUCACACUGGAAAGAAACCUCACAAAUGUGUCAUUUGUGGGAAAUCCUUCGGUAGGUCAGGCACUCUCAAGAGGCAUAUAACAAUUCACACUGGAAAGAAACUUCACAUCUAGAAAAGACCUCACAAAUGUGAUAUUUGUGGCAAAUCAUUUACUACAUCAGGUGAUCUCAAGACACACGCAUUAGUCCACAUGGGAAGGGGACCUCACAAAUGUGAUAUCUGUGACAAAAGUUUCACUCAGUUGGGUACUUUCAAGACACAUGCAUUACUUCACAUCAGAAAGUAACUACAAGUAAUUGUUAGUUUAUGCAAAUAGAUAUUCCUGGUUGGUGCCCUAAAGGCCUAUAAAAUAAUGAAUGUAGUAGGGGGACAAUAAAUUGUAAUGCCUGUGGAAUAACAUUAAAGUGCAAUAAUGUGUACUAUAUUGAGGUAAGAGAUAAUGUGAAAUACAAAAAUCACUAUCUGCAGCUUGAGAUGUUAAGAAAUUGUAUUACUAAAUACUCCAGAAACAUGAAUCAAAUGUGUUUUUGUCAUUAACACUGUCAAUAGUUAUAAUUACCACGCAAUAUUCAGUAUAAGGCCAAGGAAAUGUGAUGACUUGCUGCUUAUUAUUCCAAACAUGGUCAUUAUGUAGUACUUGUAACUCUGCAUUUGAGAAAGUGACAGCAAAAAUAUAUUCAUGGCACUUCCUUCACUGAGGUUCAUAAACUCAACACUGGAGAUCCAUGAUUAUGGCAAUUAUUUUACUCAGAUAUUUUUCCUCAAGAGAUAUGCU